Hydractinia symbiolongicarpus is the source of this 1718-nucleotide messenger RNA. RefSeq names its product integumentary mucin C.1-like. The record is from RefSeq and is a predicted model, not a curated record. Gene Ontology annotation, molecular function: metalloendopeptidase activity. NCBI's taxonomy places the organism in Eukaryota, Metazoa, Cnidaria, Hydrozoa, Anthoathecata, Hydractiniidae. The transcript is spliced from 2 exons. The coding region runs from base 192 to 1703 and encodes 503 amino acids. Gene Ontology annotation, biological process: proteolysis.
UUAGGAUAUGAAUCAAAUUUUGACAUUUCUGAAUAUUCCCACAAAGAUGGAUUUGGUGUUAAAUAUGAUUCAGAAUCUAUCAUGCAUUAUGGAAGGUACGUAUUUAAACUCUGGGGUUAUGAUAUAAAUACCACCAGCCACUAACUUAGGUUUUCCUUUAUAGAAUCUUGUGUAUAUGGAAUUUGACUUAUAUGAUCUUGUUUCAUUUUAGGUUUACGUUUGCAAAAUCUGGCUCUGCACCAACAAUUGUGCUGAAAUCUAACCCGAAUCAACCUUUGGGAGGAAGAAAAUUAACUCCAUCUGAUAUUCGACAGAUGAAUUUAUAUUACGAGUGUGAUGGGUUUGUAAAAACUACAACCACUACUAAACGUCCAACAACUACCACAACGACAACACGUCCAACAACUACAACAACGACAACACGUCCAACAACUACUGCAACGACAACGCGUCCAACUACUACCACGACGACAACACGUCCAACAACUACCACGACGACAACACGUCCAACAACUACUACAACGACAAGACGUCCAACAACUACUACAACGACAACACGUCCAACAACUACUACAACGACAACACGUCCAACAACCACUACAACGACAACACGUCCAACAACUACUACAACGACAACACGUCCAACAACUACUACAACGACAACACGUCCAACAACCACUACAACGACAACACCUCCAACAACUACCACAACGACAACACGUCCAACAACUACUACAACGACAACACGUCCAACAACUACCACGACGACAACACGUCCAACAACUACUACAACGACAACACGUCCAACAACUACCACAACGACAACACGUCCAACAACUACUACAACGACAACAACAACCAAAACGACAACACGUCCAACAACAACCACGACGACGACGACACGCCCCACAACUACAACUACUACAACGACAACUACAUCUAGCACUAUUCAAGCAAUUAAUUGCGAUCGGCAAGUAGAUGAAUCUCCGAUGUGCUUCAUUAUUGCAAGCAGAUUUUUCGAGGAUUUCUAUUGCAAUAGAAGAAUGUUUAGUGUAUGUCAUCGUGCUUGUUGCAGCUGGAGAAAAAGAAACGCAUUUUUAGUUGCAUCAACGCUUUCACCAUAUAGCAUUAAGAAAGUAGCAAAACCGACAACCACAGCAACAACAACAACACGUCCAACAACUACCACAAAGACAACACGUCCAACAACUACCACAACGACAACAACAACCAAAACGACAACACGUCCAACAACAACCACGACGACAACACGUCCAACUACUACUACAACCACAACACGUCCAACAACAACCAAAACGACAACACGUCCAACAACAACAACGAAAACGACAACACGUCGAACAACAACCACAACGACAAGACGCCCAACUACUACUACAACGACAACACGGCCAGAACCGAAUAUUCAGUCUGCGAAAGUUUGUGGAGAUGAAACUUACCUAUGUGCAAGAGCUUUUGUAAAUCGAAAUAUAUGCGCAUUUCCAAAGUUUUGCAGACGAUCGUGUGGAUUAUGUUCGGGUCCUAGUGAAAACAUGUGUGACCUUCUCGUCGAUGCAAUAAAUGUUGGUUGUAAACACAGAAGAAGAAGAGGACAUUGUGUCUCGAAUAACAAGAACAAGAGGAGAAUGAUGAAGCAAGAGUGUCCAAGAACAUGCUGCAUGCGUGGACAGUUUUACGAAUAAAAAAAAAAUGGUGUA